Messenger RNA from Hydatigera taeniaeformis, 780 nucleotides. Lineage: Eukaryota; Metazoa; Platyhelminthes; Cestoda; Cyclophyllidea; Taeniidae. The record is from the annotation of a GenBank genome assembly.
AUGUGGUCACUGGUCACGCUGCCAGUUAUCCAAAUUGGGAUCAUGCACAUGCCCUACACAUGGCCUGCUCAGUUAGAGGCUGAGGCGCAGGGCAAUGAACCCCAGCUCAAAGCCCAAUUGCUUGAAAUAGUAAUCUUGCUGGUCACUUAUUUCGAUCCCGUAGAGUUGAAGCAAUUCAUUUACCUAUCCAGUACCUUCCUGUUCUUUUGGUGUUUUAUUUUCGCUAAACCUGCACUAGAGCGUAUCAGGGUGGGAGAGGGUGUCGGACGGAGGGCUGCGGAGGCUAUUGACGUGCGCGGAUGCCGAUAUACGGCGGAAGGGUCGACACAACUGACUGAUACAGUUCACAAAAUUGUAAAAGCUAUGGAGCAUGCAAAUCUGCGAGUAGUUCUAUUAAAAAAUCUUGCAGUGAGUGGUGUGGAUUACACAAUUAAGCUUCUUCAACCAAUGCCCCUUCCUUUGGAUGAAACGGAGGAUGACUUCAUUCAUCGUAUUGAAAAACGCAAAGCUGAUGCGGCUGAGUUGAUGAGGCUAAAUCUCGCGAUGACACAACAGGUGGUGGAGAGCAGCGUUUCUCUACGUCAACAGCUUGCAAGUUUUCGAAUUGGACGAAUGGCGCGUCUCUUUCUGCUACAAUUGGCUGAAAGACAAACUGGAAGUGUUUCAACAACAGCAACUGCGCAAAAUGCAAGUAACGUUGAUCGCGACCGUGGAGAUGAUGAUGACGAUGAUGAUGCAGAUGACAGUGACGACAGUGAUGACCGAGAUUCACCUGAUUGA